AAUUCAGUUGCUAUAGAUAGUAAACACAUUUUAAUGUUUGUGGAGGAACUGAAAUUCUUAAACCCCAAUGAUGGCAACAAACUUGGCAGCGAAUGCCGAUCGGCACAAGCGUUUCUUCGAGGAGCUCGAGACUAGAGCAUCAAUACUCACGACCAUUACGAAGCUCCACAAAAAUAUAGCAGGUCACUUCGCGACACUUGAACAAUCCGUCUCUCAGAAAUCUCAGGCCCUAGAUUCAGAAAUCGAGGCAUUCAAUUCACAGAACAACAUAACCCAUCAAUCCCUUUCUAACCGCGAAAAUUCCCUCCCAGAGAUAGAAUCAUCCGAGGCCGUCCGCGUCAACGAGAAGAAGGAUGCAGCGAUGUCGGAUAUUGAAAACGCGGAAGGGAAAGGGGAAGAAAAUGGUGAAAGGAGCUUGUCUGAAUCAUUAAGGAUGUAUUGUCGGAGAAUGGAUUCAAUAGGGUUGAUGAGAUUUCUGUUUGCUAAGAGAAAAGAAUCAGGAGUGUGGAGGACAGAACUCAGUUUAGCGUUGGAGGAGGCAGUGGACACUAUGACACUUGUUCUUGAUGCAAUUGAGGAUUUCCUUGAUAUGAAGAAAGAUGUGAGGGGUGGAAUAGCAGAAAGAAGACGGUCUUGUGGUAUUUUGAUUCAAGAAGCUAUCCCAUUAGGGGGAAGUUACUUUGGGGCAGUGGCUACUAGUGUGAAAGAAAGGGCUGUGAAGGUGUUGGAAAGAUGGAGAAAAGCAGAAGGGCGUAGCGGUUUGGUAAAUAGUAAUGGGAUGGUUCCAGGUGAGGUAGCCAUGUUUCUGCACACAGUUGUUAGGUUUGGAGUGAAAGAUUACUUUGAGAAGGAUUUCUUGAGUAAUUUGGUGAUGGAACAUUCAUCUAGAAGGGACAUACCCAAAGUUGCUGCUGCAUUGGGCUUAGGGGACAAAAUGAAAGACAUAAUCAAUGAGUUGGUGAAAAGUGGGAAGGAGAUUGAGGCUAUAUAUUUUGCUCAUGAGUCUGGUUUAACUGACCAAUUUCCUCCAGUUGAUCUGCUCAAAUCUUGUCUGGAUAAUGUCUGCAAGCGCUCGAUAAAUGUCUCAAAUGACAGUAAAUCUAGUGUUUAUGCAAUGGAAGAUGCUAACAAUGAAGAACUGACAGUCACAAAAGCUAUCCUAAAAUGUGUGGAAGAUCUGAAGCUUGAGCAGCGGUACUCUACAGAGUGCCUCAUGAAGAAGAUUGCAGAAAUGGAAAAAGACAGGGAAGAAAGAAAAAAGACUACUUCUGUGCCCCCCACAGGAAACCCCUCAGGCAAACGAUCUAAUAGAGGACGUGGAGGUGGAGGUGGAAUUGGAGGAGGAAGAAGCAUGACUGGUCCAUCUCCCUCUUUCCGAUCAGCUAAAUCAGCAAAAAUUUUCAAUAGGACGAGAAGAUCCCCUUCUUUCAACUCUAGAAUCCCAAACUCAUCCAACCAAGCUCCUCGAACAGUUGGGCAAUAUAUAUAUACUAGCCAUGGUACAUAUGAUGGAGUCAGUAGUGGUGCUUCUUCUUCUUAUUUACUUGGCCAUAAUCCGAGUCCUGCCACUCUUCCUCCUCAAUAUUCUUAUGUUCCUCCUCUUGCUGCUACCCCUACAGAAACCAGUAGCUCAUACGGACAGACUAUGUACAGUGGAUAUGAUUAUGGUGCUCUGGAUCCUUCGUCGUAUCCUCAAUACCAACAGUAGAGUGGAACUAAUUUAUUAUCUACUGUGGAGAAGAAUUAUGAUAAACUACUCUAUAGCACAAUGUAGUAGUUUCUUUCAUUAAUUUUCUAAGAUUUGAUGCUCUUAUCUAUUUUGUGUUUUCAGCAAGAUAUAGUCUCUAGCUAAUUCGUUAGAGUGUUUACUGAAC
This is a messenger RNA of Impatiens glandulifera, 1874 nucleotides long. RefSeq names its product FRIGIDA-like protein 4a. NCBI's taxonomy places the organism in Eukaryota, Viridiplantae, Streptophyta, Magnoliopsida, Ericales, Balsaminaceae. The coding region runs from base 68 to 1708 and encodes 546 amino acids. The transcript is spliced from 3 exons. The record is from RefSeq and is a predicted model, not a curated record.